AUGAAUCAAGAAGUGGAGAAAUCCUUGACUCAGCCAGAGAGUGCUAAUGGGUCUAAUUCAAACAGUUCAGACCCCGUAAAUCGUGUAAGGAAUCUGCUGUUUCGUCGAAUGCUGGUGGGAAUUAGAGAUGGACGGUUUUUCUUGGGCACCUUCCACUGCAUUGACAAGCAAGGAAACAUCAUUCUCCAAGAUGCUGUGGAGUAUCGUAGCACCCAACGCUCCUCCCCUUCUCCCAUGGAACAGCGGUGCCUUGGUCUUAUUCUCAUCCCUUCCUCUUGCCGUUCCUCAUGUCACUGGGAUUGUUCUAUUGAAGAGCAAUUGUCAUUGCUAAAAUUUUAG
Carya illinoinensis is the source of this 339-nucleotide messenger RNA. RefSeq lists its product as uncharacterized. The record is from RefSeq and is a predicted model, not a curated record. The transcript has a single exon. Lineage: Eukaryota; Viridiplantae; Streptophyta; Magnoliopsida; Fagales; Juglandaceae. Gene Ontology annotation, cellular component: NatC complex. Bases 1 to 339 code for a protein of 112 amino acids.